UAGCAAAACAUUUUUGUAGAGUCCAGUUCAAGUAAAAUAAGAAAUGAGAUAAAAAUAAUAUCAACCAAUGGAAAACAAAAUAGUAUAAUGGGUGAUAGAAGUGCUCAACGAUCUCGGAGAGGCCAUCAGCAUCAUCCGAAGAAUAUUGGUUUCCGAUCCAAUGUUCCAACUACUGAAAUUAUCAAGGCACUGAGAGAAGGAAGGAACUUAGAAACAUUAUUUACACAUAGCCCUCAUCACAGCUCAGACACAUCUGUAGAUAUUUCAACCAAUUUAGGAUCAUCCAAUAUAACUAGUUCUAGUAUAGGAGAUUUAAUAUGUGAUCAGACUUACGAUUAUAAUCAGGAAUCAAGUAAUGAAUCUAUUAUGGAGAAUAGGGCUGAUGAAAAUACAUUGCCUUUAUCAGAGAAGAAAGAUCAGAGUAGGAAGACAUCAAAGGGUUCUGAAUUAAGAAAAAAACGUCCAAAAUCAACACUAAUGGAUUCCAAUGAGAUGGCAGUUGACGACGAUGAUGAAGAGACAGCAGAGCUUGCAAAAUUAAGAUGUACUAGUGAGAGGACUGAAGUAAUAGCUGAACGGGAAAACAGAAGACAUAAAAAAUGUGCUGAUUAUCCAGGCUUAGCCUUUGGUCGAUCAAUCUUUAGCUCCGAUUCAAUGAUGAAAUUUAAUAUUAUUCGAAAUGAGCUACAGAAUAUAAUGAAUAAUCAGCUCAAAAGGGUAAGACUGACGACAACAAUUUAAACGUUUCCUAAAAAUAACUCAUUGAGUAAGGAAAUUCUUUAUUCUCAAUUCCUAUACUGAUUCACUCAUUAGUAGUUUAAAAAUUCUAAACGUGGGAAAUUUAUGAGAUUUUAUCGAUUAAACAUUUGCGUUUGAUUCGGGGUUUCAAGAUUUUCUCUAUAUUAGGAAAUAGCUAUGAAAAUAAUUCUAAACAAAAAUUUCCUUAUAAGCUUAAAGAUUUAUGCUUAACAUAACAUAACGUUCCAUUUUACUUUCGAAAAAAAAACUUAGUUUUUUCUCCAUAAAGACGUACGAUUUGAGAGGCUCUCAAAUAAGGCACGAUUAAUAUGUCAUGUCACACGAUUUAACAUUACUCCCGUACUUGCGAUUAUGAAAAAUAAGCUACAUCUCAUGACUUGACAUUUUCUAUGCACACAGUCAAUAGGUUUCGCCCAUUUUUUUCAAUUGGAUCAUCAAGUCAUUCCGCGAGUGAAUUUUAACAAAAUUACAGUGAUAAUUCAUUCAUUUCCCCGAUUUAUAGUAAAAUAAUCAUUCCCCAUAUUCAGUUUAAUACAUUAGUUGCAUUUUGUGAUAGUAAAAGUUUAAAAUUGUGUCGAAAUUUUUCACUUAAAUAUCUCAAUCAAUAAAAAAAAAAGUUGCGGUGUGCGAAAACCACUUAGUAAAAAAAAAAUCAAAUUACUAAGGAAUAAAAAAGUUUAUUUUUCAAAACUCUCACGUAAUAAGAAUAAUAAAGUAAAUAAAAAUGACGACAAAUUUGCAACAAGGUACCCUUCUUGAUGUUCUCAAGAAGAAAAUGCGUCAAACUAAAGAAGAAAUGGAACGUUAUAAGGAUGAAUGCGAGGAAUUUAAUCGCAAAUAUCAAUUAGAAGCAAUGAGGCGCGAAGAAGCUGAAUCAGAAGUCGCUGCUUUGAACCGUCGUAUCCAAUUGUUGGAAGAAGAUCUUGAACGUUCCGAAGAACGUUUGGCUUCAGCUACAGCAAAAUUGUCAGAAGCAUCAGCUGCUGCUGAUGAGUCUGAACGAAUAAGAAAAGCAUUGGAAAAUCGUACAAAUAUGGAAGAUGACAGAGUGGCCAUCUUAGAAGCGCAAUUGUCACAAGCAAAACUAAUUGCAGAAGAAGCUGAUAAAAAAUAUGAGGAGGUUGCCAGGAAGUUGGUACUUAUGGAGCAGGAUUUAGAACGUUCAGAGGAAAAAGUUGAAUUAAGCGAAAGUAAAAUUGUUGAACUUGAAGAAGAACUCCGUGUUGUAGGCAACAACUUGAAAUCAUUAGAAGUCUCAGAAGAAAAGGCUAACCAACGUGAAGAAGAAUACAAAAACCAAAUCAAAACCCUCACUACCCGUCUUAAGGAGGCUGAAGCCCGCGCAGAAUUCGCUGAACGUUCUGUUCAGAAAUUGCAGAAGGAAGUCGAUAGACUUGAAGACGAACUCGUUUCCGAAAAGGAAAAGUACAGAGAAAUUGGAGACGAUCUCGAUACAGCAUUCGUGGAACUUAUCCUCAAAGAAUAAGCAAUUCUUCAUCGCAAAUCAAAAUGGAAAUGAGCACUUAUGGAUAUUUUUCUAUACUCUCAAAAAUAUUCAUUUGUUAUAAAUUCGUCUUUUUACUUACUACACAAAACACACUAAUUGGAAACUACAAAUGAUAUUUUAUUCUUUUCAUUUUACUAUUAUUCACACAAUUUUUUAUUUCAAUCCACAUGUAAUUAUAACGUUUAAGUUAUUAAAAAAAAUUAUCAUAUAUUUUACUUAAAAAACUGUGUCUUGAAACUGAACAUCAUCAAGCAACAAAUUUUUAAUUGAAAACUGCAAAUUGAUAAUUUUUAAAAAAAAAUAACUUUACGAUCGAAUUAUGUCGUUUUACAUAUUAUGGUUGAAUACAUUCAAUGAUUGUCGUAGUCGAAAUUUAUUUUGCAUACAUUUUUUAUGGAAUAAAGGGAAAGAAGUUUUAUUAUUUGAAUAUUAU
Chironomus riparius is the source of this 2699-nucleotide messenger RNA. The record is from the annotation of a GenBank genome assembly. Lineage: Eukaryota; Metazoa; Arthropoda; Insecta; Diptera; Chironomidae.